UGAAAUCAUUCAAACCAAUGACAUUGAAAUAAUGCAGAUCUAUAUUACAACGAGGAAGUAGACUGAUACGCUGCACUCAGCAAUAUAACAAUAAACACCUUACUUCAUCAAAAAUCUGCAUUAAUCGGUAAUCCUUGUCACUAUAUAUAGACGACAGUCACUAACGGUAAAAUGUGAAUAGACCCGGAUAUUAUUACAAAACCUUCGAACAGGUAAAUCGUUCGUUUUAAACAGAAAACAAGAAUGGAUUUUCUAAGUGAACUUCAACAGGCUGGAUCGAGUUCCGUAUGCGAUGAUCCAAUAAGUCCAACGCCAAACACAGUGCUUGCCGAAGUGAAAUUCAAGAAUUUAUAUCCCGGAAAAGUAUUUUACAAAGACCAAUAUCGAAGGAAGGGAUGGAUUCCAGAGUCUAGACAAUUGGUUAUAAAAAAGCAAAGGUUGGUUCACAUGGAAGCAAGGACGAAUGCCCAGUUAUAUAAGAUAUAUGGUUGGGUUAAACGUAAAAAUGCAGCGGCCUUCCACGACAACAAUGGCGAGGUUCCUUUAAAAAAUGAAGAUACUGGAGAAAUUUUGAAUCUCAUAAAAGAUACAGACAGGCUUGCUCACACAGAAGAUGGCUUUUUGCAACCGUUUACAGUGGACCUUCAUGGAAUAUAUUCUGGAAACAUUCCUAACAAACCAGUGUUUGAAUUAUCAAAGUCGGAUGUGAAACUGAACGAAUUCCAACUGGUUGUCCAAUUGGAGUUUAUUGAUAAUUCCCUGAGCGAAAAAUUUACAAGUCCAACUUUCAUCUUGCAAACUAAAGAUAAGCCACCAGUAGCGGAGAAAAGGCCGAGACCCGAUGACUCCCCCUCUACAUCGCGAGGUGAGUAUGUAAAAGUUGCCGACGGUAAACUUUCGCAACAGCAUAUUUGUGUGGUGAUUAUUCUUAUAGGUACCGGUUCUCAAUCGGAAGAGCAAAUACAAGAACAAUUGGAUAGAGAGGAAAGGAGACACGAACAAAUUCUGGUUGAUGUUCUGGACGCAAAGACAGCAAAUGUUGAAAAAUUAGUCGCAAAAAAUGUCCAUUUUGGUGGACGAUUGAACGUAGAGACAGAACAAGCCGAUUUGGCUUACCAUUUAACUUUAAAGGACCCUGAUCAGUUUGUUGAUGACCUCGAUGAAGGAGAUAUUGUCGGGUUUUUCAAUGAUGAAUCUGGUGAAACAUAUAUCGAACCCCUGCGCCAUGGCAAUAUCCAUAAUGCAAUCCAUGCAGGUGUUGUUAGCCGUUCCCAUUGGUUGGCUGGUCACAAGCCACAAAACCCAGAUACAAAAACUGACACAGUUUGCGUAAUCGGUAUAGUCAACGUUAAAGUUGUAGGAAGCAUUGAGAAUGGUGAGCGAAUUUAUGCAUCCUCGAAUAAUCCUGGUAAGGCUAUACCACAAUCGUAUAUGCCUGUGGGAUCUUUCCUUCGUAAGAAACAUGUGCUACUUGGCAUGGCUUUGGAAACAAAGAAAUGUACCACGAUGCUUGAUGAUGUUCAACUGGUCAAGUGUUUCGUGUGUAUAGUACUUGAUGUUAACAGACGGGAAUUAUUUGAUGAGAUAGAAGAACUUUAUGAAGUUAAUGAAAAAAGAACUCGUGAAGAAAUUAGAAAUGCACACAAAAGAACUUGGAAAAAACUUAAAUGUUACUCUAUUGCCGUUCUUCUUUCUAUUGGUUUGGCCAUAUGUAUUCUGUAUCAGUGGCUAGUCCCAGGAUCAAUGUUCCGCUAUUGGUUAUGUCGAAGGGGGUCUGUCCCAAACCACGAGUUGUUUUAUCACUAUAAAAACGAAGCUCUGAAUAGGGAUUUUCCUAUACAUGGGAUUGAAUUUACUUAUGAAGGAUUGCAAGACAAAGUCGGAAUUUCGUUUUCACGAAACACGAAAAUAAAAGAUGAUUCAAAAGUUACUUAUUACCUCAACGUAGACCGCUGUGCAUACUAUUGGGCUGACGGUGCGGCAGGAAACAACAUUGGUGGUCGUAAAUACAUCGGAGGAUCGAGGAUUUUAUCUGUGAACCAGAACUGCAGCGUAGUUUACAGAUUAGACGAAGGAGAAGAUGUGUGGAAUAAGGUGUUAUACCAGACUGGUGUAAAUUGUACAACGGGUCAAUGACCUACGUGUCCACGGUGUCACAGAGAAAUUUGUAAUAUAGAGACUUGUAAAUAACACCUUUUCACACAUUAGCAGGAUUAAGUGAGCGGAAAAAAAUUAUACAAAAAAUAUUACACGAGAACAUGAGACAAAGUAUUAACCGGCAGUGCCAAAAGUUUAGGCGAUAUAUUUCCUAAAAUAUUGAGAGAACAUUGUCAUUGGUAUUAAAAUCAAUUUUGAGGGGAGGGCAUCGUAAUGUAUUCCCAAUAUUUAAUAUAUGUCCGGCACCAUGACCUGAUUAGUUUUUUCAUUAUAU
Messenger RNA from Dendronephthya gigantea, 2431 nucleotides. RefSeq lists its product as uncharacterized. The coding region runs from base 244 to 2136 and encodes 630 amino acids. The transcript is spliced from 9 exons. The record is from RefSeq and is a predicted model, not a curated record. Lineage: Eukaryota; Metazoa; Cnidaria; Anthozoa; Malacalcyonacea; Nephtheidae.